Molecule: messenger RNA, 2773 nt
Organism: Lolium rigidum
Lineage: Eukaryota; Viridiplantae; Streptophyta; Magnoliopsida; Poales; Poaceae
Product: oxysterol-binding protein-related protein 1C-like
Exons: 10
Coding region: 16-2448 (810 amino acids)
Cellular component (GO): intracellular membrane-bounded organelle; cytosol; membrane
Molecular function (GO): sterol binding
Source: RefSeq, a predicted model, not a curated record
GAUCCGGACCGCCACAUGCACCCAUUCUGCUGCGUGCCGCCCGUCUCCGUCUCCCCCGCCGCCUCCUCCUCCGCCACGGCGGCGGCCGAGACCUCCGCGGCGGCGGGUCUCCCCGCCGCGAUGCCGCCGCCGCCCCCGCCACCGUCGAUGCCCACGCCGCGCAGCAGCUCCACCGCCACCCCCGGCGAGCGCCGCGUGCGCCUCUCGGGAGCCAGCGUCGUCGGCGGCGGCGGGUCCACCUCGCCGCCCGAGGGCGUGAAGCUGAACGAGAUCGUCGGCGGCGGCAUCUCCGGGGUCCUCUACAAGUGGGUCAACUACGGCCGCGGCUGGCGCCCGCGCUGGUUCGCGCUCAGCGACGGCGUGCUCUCCUACUACAAGAUCCACGGGCCCGACCGCAUCCUCCUCUCGCGCGACACCGACCGCGCCGCCAAGGUCAUCGGCGAGGACUCCCUCCGCCGCCUCGCCCGCCCCUCCACCUCCUCCUCCUCCUCCUCCUCCGCCCCCCACUCCAACGGCCACCACAACCCGCCCCGCAAGCCCCUCGGCGAAAUCCACCUCAAGGUCUCGACCGUCAGGGAGAGCAGAUCGGACGACAGGCGCUUCUCGAUCUUCUCGGGGACCAAGCGGCUGCACCUGCGCGCGGAGACGCGGGAGGACCGGGCCGUCUGGCUGGAGGCGCUGCGCGCCACCAAGGAGAUGUUCCCCAGGAUGUCCACCAGCGAGAUGGUCGGGCCGGGGGACACCGCCGCGGCCGCGGCCGUCUCCACCGAGCGCCUCAGGCAGCGCCUGCAGCAGGAAGGGGUCGGCGAGGCGGCCAUUGCCGACAGCGAGAGGAUCGUGCGUGCCGAGUUCGAGGCCCUGCAUAAGCAGCUCGUGCUCCUCAAGCAGAAACAGGCACUGCUCCUUGACACCCUACGCCAUCUAGAGACAGAAAAGGUUGAUUUGGAGAAUACCCUCGUUGACGAGAGCCAAAGGCAGUCAAAAGAGUACGGCUCUGCUUCUAGACCAAGGAAUGAGAAGUAUAGUGAAGGAAGUGCUAGUGAAUCUGAUGAUUAUAAUGAACCACAAGAUCCUGCUGAAGAAGAGACAGACGAGGAUGAGAACAUUUAUUUUGAUACAACAGAUUUUCUUUCGUCAAGCUCUUUUAAAAGCAGUGGAUCUGAUUUCCAAAGAUCUGAAGCUGGUUCAGAUGACGAGGAUGAUUAUCCAAUGGAUGGAAUUGAUCCUUCCAUGAAGUCUGUUGGAAUUAGUUAUCCAUACGUAAGAAGGCGUAAGAAGCUGCCAGAUCCCGUUGAGAAAGAGAAGGGUGUGAGCCUGUGGUCAAUGAUCAAGGACAACAUAGGGAAGGAUCUUACCAAAGUCUGUCUGCCUGUUUACUUCAAUGAGCCUCUUUCAUCAUUACAAAAAUGUUAUGAGGAUCUCGAGUAUUCCUACCUUAUUGAUCGUGCAUAUGAAUGGGGCAAAAGGGGGGAUAGUCUUAUGAGGAUUCUUAGUGUAGCAGCAUUUGCUGUUUCUGGUUAUGCCUCUACGGACGGAAGGAGCUGCAAGCCCUUUAAUCCCCUUCUUGGUGAGACCUACGAAGCAGAUUAUCCAGAUAAAGGCCUCCGUUUUUUCUCAGAAAAGGUCAGUCAUCAUCCUAUGGUUGUUGCAUGCCACUGUGAAGGAACUGGCUGGAGAUUUUGGGCAGAUAGCAACUUAAAGAGCAAGUUCUGGGGUCGAUCCAUUCAACUUGAUCCUGUUGGUAUGUUAACAUUGGAGUUUGAUGAUGGUGAAGUUUUCCAAUGGAGCAAGGUGACCACUUCCAUUUACAAUCUCAUAUUGGGCAAACUGUACUGUGAUCACUAUGGCACUAUGCGCAUUCAAGGCAACCGUGAAUAUUCAUGUAAGCUGAAAUUCAAGGAGCAGUCAAUUAUUGAUCGCAACCCUCAUCAGGUCCAAGGUGUUAUUCAGGACCGAAGUGGUCGAACUGUUGCUACACUCUUUGGGAAGUGGGAUGAAAGCAUGCACUAUGUGAUGGGUGAUUGCUUUGGAAAAGGCAAGGGAUCAGAAAAUUUCUCUGAGGCUCAUUUGUUGUGGAAAAGGAGUAAACCGCCCAAGUUUCCCACUCGUUACAAUUUGACUAGCUUUGCAAUCACACUAAAUGAACUUACCCCUGGAUUGAAGGAAAAACUACCACCAACAGACUCAAGAUUGCGACCAGACCAGAGGUGCCUAGAGAAUGGUGAAUAUGAAAGAGCAAAUGCUGAGAAGUUGAGACUUGAGCAGAGACAACGGCAGGCACGGAAGAUGCAGGAGAGCGGGUGGAAACCUCGGUGGUUUGCGAAGGAUAAAGGUACAGACACGUACCGCUACCUUGGUGGUUACUGGGAAUCCAGAGAAAAUAGCAGCUGGGAAGACUGCCCUGACAUUUUCGGACAACUUCCUAACGAUUUAAUGAUAACUGACUAGAUUCAAGUAGGUUAUAGGUCUUAUGGUUCUCUGAUUUCUUCUUUUGGGAUCCGUUGGUUCCAUAUUUUAGUGGUUUAUAGUAGAGCAAUUAAAUGACUUUUGGCCUAUAAGCCAAGGCUGCCCUUCAAAUACAUUGUUUUGCCGUACAUAAUAAGAGAGUGGUUCGUCCAAAAUGUCACUUCGAAUCAUGUUUUCUUGUGAGAAUGUUACUCCCACAAGUUCAGAGUGGUGUUAUAUAGGCCAUUUGUGUAUAUUUGGAUAUGUAACUUGCAUUGAAGAGCCAAAGAAUAUUAAAGCAUGGUGCAUCCAUGUUGGUUUGCCCCAA